This is a messenger RNA of Nerophis ophidion (straightnose pipefish), 2910 nucleotides long. RefSeq names its product gastrula zinc finger protein XlCGF57.1-like. Bases 265 to 1677 code for a protein of 470 amino acids. Gene Ontology annotation, cellular component: nucleus. NCBI's taxonomy places the organism in Eukaryota, Metazoa, Chordata, Actinopteri, Syngnathiformes, Syngnathidae. The record is from RefSeq and is a predicted model, not a curated record. The transcript has 4 exons.
AAGAAGAAAGGCUUCCUGCUUCCACGUGAGAAGAAGAAGAAGAAGAAGAAGCAGACCUUAUGUUUGGACACUACCGCGGACGUAACAGUGUGGAUAAUCUCUCAUUUUUACAGGGUAGCAGGGUACAAGGAGGAACUUUCUCGAACAAAAGAGGAGAAGGAGCGACAACGUCAACUACUGGACGCUGUUUUCAAGAAGCCUCAAGCUGUGUUACACAAAACAGAUGUCCCGCACCUGAUUGGAUGUCCGCAAGAAAGUUUCACUAUGUCGCAGGGGGGGAACUCAGAGGAGGAACAGCCCCCUCAUUUUAAAGAGAAAGAGGAGGAGCCACGGCGCCAACACAAUAAGGAGGAAUACAAAGAGCCACAAACUUGUCACGUAAAACAGGAAGAGGAGUAUCAACAACCCAACCACUUUAUAGAGGAAGAAGAGGGAGAAUGUCUUCUCGGGCAGGAGGAGGCUGAUCUCACCAAGUUUCCACUGACUGAUGUCUCUGUGAAGACUGAAGACCAUGAAGACAAACCACCUGAGUCUUCACAGCUUCAUCCCAGUCCAAACAUCCAGAAGCUGAUUGGUCAUCAAGAAGAACCUCCCUUUCUUUUGCUGGAGGGAAGCUCCCCUUUGAAGCAGGAGGAUCCACAGCCCUCCCACAUUAAAGAGGAAGAAGAUAAUGUCUGGAUCACUCAGGAAAGAGAGUGUCUUCUAGGGCAGGAGGAGGCUGAUCUCGCCAAGUUUCCACUGACUGUUGUCUAUGUGAAGACUGAAGACCAUGAAGACAAACCGCCUGAGUCCUCACAGCUUCAUUACAGUCCAAGUGAGGAAAAGAGAGAGGUGGAGCCUCUAAGCAGCAGCUCACCAAAACACAUGACAACAGAAGCUGAUGGAGACCACAUUGGAGGAUCACAAGUAGACAACCUCUUAGCUCCACUAUCAGAUAGUGACGACUCAACAUCACAUGUUAAUGUCAAUAUGGAAUCACACAUGAAAACACACACAGGGAAAAAAACGUUCGAUUGUUCAGUUUGCGGUAAAAUAUUCUCCUUAAAAUGUAAUCUUCAAACACACAUGAAAACACAUACAGGAGAAAAACCUUUCAUGUGUUCAGUUUGUGCUAAAGGCUUUGUUAAAAACUCUGAUUUGACUCGACACAUGAGGACACACACUGGAGAAAAGCCUUUCAGUUGUUCAGUUUGCAGUAAAAGAUUAUCUCACAUAUAUCAUAUGCAAAGACACAUGAGAACGCACACAGGUGAAAAACCUUUCAGUUGUUCAGUUUGCGGUAAAAUUUUCUCUGAUAAACAUAAUAUGCAAGUACACAUGAGAACACAUACAGGAGAAAAACCCUUCAUAUGUUCAAUUUGUGCAAAAGGCUUUGUUACAAAGUCUGAGUUGUCGUGUCACAUGCGGACGCACACCGGUGAAAAACCUUUUGUUUGCUCAGACUGUGGCAAAACGUUUUCGCAAAGAAAAACGAUGCUCUCGCAUAUGAGAAUACACACAGGGGAAAAACCCUUCAGUUGUUCAAUUUGCGGUAAAUUUUUCUCCCUAAAAAGUAAUGCGCAAAUACACUUGGCAACGCACACAGGAAAAAAACCUUACAGUUGUUCAGUGUGUGGUAAAGGAUACACUGACAAACGUAUAAUGCAAAGACACAUGAAAACACACACAGGAGAAUAACUUUCUCUGUUUGGAAGUCCUCUGUCAAUAGACUCUGGCAAAGUCAACAAUGGUCUACCGAACGGCUUCUCUAAAGUCUGGACUGUUUUCCAGGUCCGGAUCACAAGUCAGUCUGGAUCCAGUGGGGACCCAGCCAGCCCACCUUAUGAUAUGAAUUACAAAACACUAUCAAGUUUCUUUUAGGUCCUGGUUAAAUAAGACAUUAACAAAUUGGUUGUAAAGUUAAAUACAGUGUUUAUAAAUACGAGUCAAUUUUUCCUAUUACAGAGAACUGCAAUCUUUAGGGGAAUUUUGCUUAUCAUUCACAAUCCAUAUGUGGGAUGAGCACUCAAUUUUCUUUCCUUUGUUAUGCAUUUUGAAUCAUAAAUAAACUUUCACAAGAGUCCUCUAAAAAUGGAGGUGAUAGGUUUCACUCUAUUCUGCCUAUCUUCUUCAUCUUCAGCCUACUUUAUGCCACUAAAGGAGAAAGACUCCUCACCAAGUUUGCAUUUUAUUCUAUAUGGAGGUAUUCUCUUCCUAACAUUGCCUCUUUGUGCUGUUAACUCAUCUCUCUGCCUUCUGCUUUGUCUCCCUCUUUUUCUGAUGUGAUAUCUAGAAAUGUGUCCAUCAUACCUCCUGGCAGGUGUCCCUGUGUUAAGUCUGUUUUUGACAUCCUGUCAUUUUUUUAAAUUACAUCUAUUAUUAUUCUUUCCAUAGCUGAUUCUGUCACCCUAAGUCUUUUCUCCAAACAGUUUAUGGUUGUCCAGGUUUCAGCACCAUUUGGGAGAUCAAGUUUUGUCUUUUUGUGUCUUUCUCUCGUUGAAUUUUAAAGUUGACCAACUUCUCAGUUGAUGAUACAUAUACUGUGUGUGUGUGUGUGUGUGUGUGUAUAUAUAUAUCCAUCCAUCCAUUUUCUACCGCUUAUUCCCUUUUGGGGUCACGGGGGGGCGCUGGCGCCUAUCUCAGCUACAAUCGGGCGGAAGGCGGGGUACACCCUGGACAAGUCGCCACCUCAUCGCAGGGCCAACACAGAUAGACAGACAACAUUCACACUCAUAUUCAAACACUAGGGCCAAUUUAGCAUUGCCAAUCAACCUAUCCCCAGGUGCAUGUCUUUGGAAGUGGGAGGAAGCCGGAGUACCCGGAGGGAACCCACGCAUUCACGGGGAGAACAUGGAAACUCCACACAGAAAGAUCCCGAGCCGGGAUUUGAACCCAGGACUGCAGGAACUUCGUAUUGUGAGGCAGACGCAC